Messenger RNA from Penicillium coprophilum, 1047 nucleotides. RefSeq names its product D-mandelate dehydrogenase-like dehydrogenase. NCBI's taxonomy places the organism in Eukaryota, Fungi, Ascomycota, Eurotiomycetes, Eurotiales, Aspergillaceae. Gene Ontology annotation, molecular function: glyoxylate reductase (NADPH) activity; hydroxypyruvate reductase [NAD(P)H] activity; NAD binding. The transcript is spliced from 2 exons. Gene Ontology annotation, cellular component: cytosol. The coding region runs from base 1 to 1047 and encodes 348 amino acids. The record is from RefSeq and is a predicted model, not a curated record.
AUGACCAAGCCAAUUGUCCUCCACCUCGGCGACGACAUCCGUUGGAAUCAUGAUCAAUACAGCAAGUUCCAAGACGCCUUUGAUGUCCGCCGGUCCUACAGCAUGUCUCGGCCGGAGUUUAUCCGAGCCCUGAAAGAGCGCCAAUUCGGCGAUUUCUUUGCCAUCUACCGCCCAUUUUGGAAUACAGGUGGUGAGAUGGGAAACUGGGAUGAGGAGCUUGUCUCACUACUCCCAGGUUCCUGCAAGAUCUAUGCCAGUGCGGGAGCUGGAUUUGAUUGGGUCGAUACUGCAGCUUUGGCGAAAAGAGGUGUCACUUACUGCAAUGCAGCAGCAGCCUGCACAGAGUCCGUCGCCGAUGCCGCCAUUUGGCUCAUAAUCUCAACUUUCCGCCUGUUUUCCUGGUCCCACAUCGCCGCACGUACACUGGAUGCAGAUGCCUUUGUCGAUGCAAACCGCAAUCUGGCAAUGGUGUCACAUAAUCCCAAUGGGCACACACUUGGGAUCAUUGGAUUUGGUCAAAUCGGAAGGCGCACGGCUGAGAAAGCCUUUCUGGCCAUGAACAUGAAGAUUCACUAUCAUGACAUCGUGCAGAUGCCCGCUCAUCUGGAAGCCGUUUCAAAGGCAACAUACCACAAGAGCAUGGAUAGUCUGCUUGCUGUUUCUGACUGUGUUAUGGUGGCUACCCCGUUUAGCGGAGAGACUCUUCUCAAUGCAUCUUUGCUGGCUAAGAUGAAGACCGGUUCCCGACUCAUCAACAUCGCUCGUGGUAAGUUGCUUGACGAGAGUGCUCUCGUCGAUGCGCUUCGGAGUGGAAAGCUCGCUGCUGCCGGAUUGGAUGUCCACUACGACGAGCCCAACGUUAGCCCAGAACUUGCAAGUAUGAAGAACGUUGAGAUGAUGGCACAUAACGCUGGCGCUUCGGUGGACUCACAUAUCGGCUUUGAGAGGCUGGGUAUGGAGAAUAUCCUUGCCUUCUAUCAAACUGGAAAGGCUGUCACGCCUGUUAAUGCAAAUCUGGUUGCGAAAGCAACAGGAUCCAAACUUUAG